Molecule: messenger RNA, 1836 nt
Organism: Syngnathus acus (greater pipefish)
Lineage: Eukaryota; Metazoa; Chordata; Actinopteri; Syngnathiformes; Syngnathidae
Gene: htr1fa
Product: 5-hydroxytryptamine (serotonin) receptor 1Fa
Exons: 3
Coding region: 269-1453 (394 amino acids)
Biological process (GO): adenylate cyclase-activating adrenergic receptor signaling pathway
Cellular component (GO): plasma membrane
Molecular function (GO): G protein-coupled serotonin receptor activity
Source: RefSeq, a predicted model, not a curated record
GCGCGCUCACGUGGGCGCGUCUGCCAGCCCCCCGGUCGCCACAGUGGAUGGGUGUCGGCGUGGAAGAUGCUGUGAGCUGAAUGGACGCACUUACAUUCAAGGAAUGUAAUCAUCUUCUCUUUAUGCCCGCUAGAAGCCGGUCUAUUCCAGGUACCGAUGAGCAAGCGAGAGGUGAUGUAAUGGCAGAGCUCACGUGGAGGACGGAUGAUUGCAGGACCUCCACUGCUGUAUAAAAAAAUCACUGCAGACCCCGUAGACAUUUACCAGAAUGGAUUUUCCCAACUGCACUGAAGGGGUGUUUGCGACCAGCAGCGGUGAUUAUGAUGCCCUGGAGCCCGCCAAACCGCCCCCCAAGAAGAUCGUCCUUUCGGUGACCCUCUCCGUGCUGGCCAUCGUCACCACCUUCCUCAACUGCUUGGUGAUCACCGCCAUCGCCGUCACCCGCAAGUUGCAUCACCCCGCCAACUACCUCAUCUGCUCCCUGGCGGUGACCGACCUGCUGGUGGCCGUUCUGGUCAUGCCCUUUAGCAUCAUCUACAUUCAGAAAGAAACCUGGGUCAUGGGUAAGGUGGUGUGCACCAUCUGGCUGAGCGUGGACAUCACGUGCUGCACGUGCUCCAUCCUCCACUUGGCCGCCAUCGCCGUCGACCGCUACAGGGCCAUCACAGACGCCGUGGAGUACUCGCGAAAACGUACGGGUGCCCGAGCAGGAGCCAUGGUGGCCGUCGUGUGGCUCUUGUCCAUCCUCAUCUCGCUUCCUCCUCUGUUGUGGAGGUACUACACGGGGGAUGCGGAUCAGGAAGACCAGUGCAUCAUCCUCCACCACCACAUCGCUUUUACUCUGUACUCCACCCUCGGGGCGUUUUACAUCCCCCUUUUGCUCAUCCUCAUCCUCUACUUUAAAAUCUACCGGGCCGCUCAGACCCUUUACAUGCGUCGGGAGGCCAGCAGGGCGAGCCGUCACUCGUGCAUGACCAACGGGAGUUCCAUCCCUUCCACCUACCCCGCCGGAGACGGCGGGCCUCGGAGUCCGGACCCCGUCAGCCCGCAAGAUAAAUCUUUCUCCGAUCCCUCGACGGAGGAGGCGCCACGCGAACGCAUGCGUAUUGCGGUGAAAAAGUUCCACUGCAAGAGCCGUCGGCACGACUCGCGCAGUGAGUCACGGAGGAGCCAGCUCUCGCAAGGACCACGCAUCUCGGGCGCGAGGGAACGCAAGGCUGCAUCCACGCUGGGUUUGAUCAUCGGAGCGUUUGUCAUUUGCUGGUUGCCCUUUUUUGUCAAGGAGGUGAUCGUCAACACGUGCGGCUCUUGCGGCACGUCGAUGGAGAUGGCUGACUUUCUGACGUGGCUGGGUUACAUCAACUCACUCAUCAACCCCCUCAUCUACACCAUCUUUAAUGAGGACUUCAAAAAGGCUUUCCAGAGACUGGUUAGGUGUAGUAGUUAUCUCUGAUGGUUAAUGCACUGUAACUUGUAAUCAGAUUUGGCUCGCACUCGAGGCGGAUGAAGUGGAAGCCAACGCUCCACUUGGCACUUCAGCAGCCUCAAAGAAUCAGAGAAAAGAUUUGGAUCAAAUAAAUUCCCUGUUAUAAAUAGAAUAGCAUCUCAUUGGUGUUGAUUGGAGUGUGUGGUAGGAUGCUGACAUGCGUUUUUUUUUUUUUUUAAGAAUGUCAUAGCUGACCUUUUCCACACCAACUAUUUGAGCACUGCCAAGCCAUCUGAAAGGUCUUAGCUGCCUCUUCCAUCUAAUGGCUUCCCAAAUUGGUGACAACACGGAAUGUGUAAAAAAAAAAAAAAAAAAAUGCAAUGAUCAUAGGAACAAAUAUGUCAUUGACA